AUGGAAGAAACUAAUGCAGAAACAAUGAGUGCAUCAUUAGAUGAACCCAUAAAUAAAAAAACGCUAUCAAAAGCAAACGCGCAGAAGUACGUUUCGAUGUUCCGCAUCGAUGGAGUUCCAAUUUUACCGCCAUUGAUUACGCAAGAAAAACGCCGGCAAAUGCAAAAAUUUAAAGAGAAGGCAGUUAAGGUUGAACAGCGCCUUGAGGAAUGUCGUCGCAGAAGGGGGAGAUAUAACUUGGAAUAUUCCACGGUCGGUGAAGAGUUAAAACUAGAUCAAAUAGGAGGGAGUAAUAACCACGAUAUUAGCAGCAGCAGCAGCAGUAGUGUGUCUGAACACAUAAAACAAGAUAAUCAACAUGAAGAAGUUGAAAAAUCAUAUCUGUUGCUUUCAGAUCUUUUAGUUCAAAAUGAAGUCGGUUCUUCAUCGAUUAUACCUAAUCAAAAUAAUUGCAAAAUGAACCGUCAAGCCUCCGGAGAAGCUCAAGAUGAAAUUAAACUUUUUCAACAACAGCAGCAGCAAAUUAAUUUGGACCAUCCGAAACAGAAACCUUUAGAACGUAAAGUUUAUUUAUAUGAAGUUGACGAGGAUGAAAAUCCCAAUUUUCAAAUACAUCAGAGACCCAAACCAUGCAUGGAUAAAUCUUUAAUGAAAAUACCAUCAAUAUGCAUUGAUCCGCCAACACCAAUCACAGCAACGUGUACUUUUAGUGACAGUAUAAAUCAGCAAUGUAGCAUUGAUAUUAUAAAUGUGAAUAAUGACAAGAAAGCCAGCAAGGAAACAAACAAGUCAUUGAUGGAAGAAUAUGGUUCAGAUGAAAGCUUCAAUUAUACAGGGUCCACGACAAAUCUUGAACGUGACCUUAAAACACAUCGGAAGGUAACGAACAUUACUAGCAAAAUUAUCAAGUUCGAAAACUUUUCUACAACGGAACAAAAAGAAGACACAGCGAAAUGUUCUAAUAUAAGGCCUCCGCAGCGAUCAGCCACAAGUCCAUCGUUGAAUGCAGGAACUUCGGAGAGAACACAGAUCGCUCCCGAUUCUCUAGGCGUGACACAUGGUUCACAGAGUCACAACGGUUUGGUCCGCUCCAAUUCAUUCACGUUAGAGGGUCCUUCAGAAGCAUUAAUCGAACAUAUCCGUCAACAAAAAUUACCCCCUAACAAUAAUUACCCCACUAAGCGUUUGAAUUUAUUUUCCAUUAGUGCUACACGCGACACUGUGGAAUCAAAAGCCAAGCGUGUACAGAAAAUAGAUUUGAAAUCCCGUUCAGUACCAACGCGCUUACAGCUAAAGCCUUCUACCACAAACAUAACCACUCCGUCCCUUUCGCAUUCAACUAAUAACAAAAUAAAACGUUCGCCAUAUGAACAAAAGGUCACCAAACCAAAGAUGGGGCGCCAACUGAAAAAAUCAGCUUGCGGCACCUCAUCUAUCAAACAAAUGAAGACCAGAACUUCGAUGCCGAGCAUACCUUCAGACAAAAAAUCGACAGAAGUUGCACGCGAGCCAGCAACAAACAACCUACACUUUAACGACAUUGAAACUGAACACCGUCAAAAAUUCCUAGAAUUGUUGGCACAUCAAAAAACGGAACAGCAACGAAUGCACCAGUUAUUCGAAGGCAACAACAGCACUUGCUCGAACAACUUACUGCCAAAAUGA
Messenger RNA from Rhagoletis zephyria (snowberry fruit fly), 1665 nucleotides. RefSeq lists its product as uncharacterized. The record is from RefSeq and is a predicted model, not a curated record. Gene Ontology annotation, biological process: ciliary basal body organization; regulation of cytokinesis; centrosome duplication. Gene Ontology annotation, cellular component: centriole. NCBI's taxonomy places the organism in Eukaryota, Metazoa, Arthropoda, Insecta, Diptera, Tephritidae.